UUAUUGUGCGUUGACCCUUUCGUUUCCCAACCAUGUGUUGAAUGAAAAACAUUGUUUUUGACACUUUGUUUGCUGUAUGUUUUUAAUAACAAUUGACAGUCAUUUUACAAGAAGAAAGUUUCAAAAUGAAUAAGUUAGAAAAUAGUAAUGUUGAAGAUUCAAAACCUAGUGACAUCGAUUAUAAUCAUUCAAAUGAAAAUGAGCACAAGCCUUGUCCAGAGUUUGAGUUUCCAAGAGCUUCCUGUUUUUUUUGCAAUGGAUACUACGGACCAUGCUUUGAAGAACCUGUUUGCACUACAUGCCAUUCAUUUUUAUUCCCAGAUAAUAUUGGAAUGUUACAACUUCAAGUAAUAAGUGAGAAAACUGAUGAUGAAGAUUCAGGAAAUGAUGAACCAACUGAUUUGUGCUACAAUAGUGAUCGAAGAUCGGGUCAGCACCAACAUGGUUCGUCACAAAUUUCCAACAAUUUUGCUUCAAAUCAAGAAUUACGUCAGCAACUUAUGAAAGAUCACUUAUUACCACAACAAUAUUUUCUUAAUUUGCAAAAACUUUCGCAGGACAAUGAUCGUCAUAAAGUUAAUACUAGUAAUGUUACUGCUUUUCAAAACAUAACAUCCACGCACAAUCAUCCAAGCAUUACCGGUGAAAAUAUAAAUCCAGAAAAUGCUACUAAAAAAAAUACAACUUGUACUCAAGAUUUUCAUUUUCCAACAAAUGAAAUUUUGGAACAUGAUUUUCUAACGUUAACAGGUGUGAAAAAUAUUAAAGACCUCGUACAGGAUUCAUCGAAUUUUCGCAUAACAUCCGAAGUAGCAGGACCAUCGAGACCAAAAAAUUUAUCAGAAAGAUUAGAGAUUUUAACUAAUCAUAAACAUAUUGAACAUGAACCUGUUAGCGAACCUGGUGUUAUAGAAAGAUUACCACCUGAAGUAUUAUUAACAAUAUUUUCGUAUUUAGAUGAUUUAAGUUUAUGGUCUGCAAUGAAUGUGUGUCGAAGGUGGUGUGGAUUAUUAUCGACACAUUUGACUUCUACACAGUGGCAACAAUAUGUCAAAUUACGUUGGCCUUUGUAUAAACCUGUCAGUUCCGUUGCUGAUUGGUAUAAGGUAUACGAUUUACUUGCAUCAUCAACUCCAUGUCGAACAUGUUUAAUCCAAACAUCAUUACAAACAAAGCUUCCGAGAAUGGAAGAAAAUUCCUGGCGUCGGAAUAGAUUACGCAGUGAAUUAAAAAGUUUAAGAAUGGAUCCUCCGGAGGGUAUUGAGGCUACACCUCUAGAUCAAAUGUGUUGUCAUUGGCAAGCGACUAUUACAGGACCUACUGGAAGUCCUUAUGAAGGUGGACUUUUCUUCUUGUACCUACAAGUUCCAUACAGUUAUCCAAUGCGACCACCAGUUGUUAGAUUUCUUACAAAAAUACUACAUCCUAAUGUUUCGAGACAUGGAGAUGUUGGAAUUGACUCUAUACAUCACAAUUGGUCUUUAGCUUUAACUAUAUCAAAAGUUCUUAUAAGCGUCCAAAGUUUGCUCACCGAUCCAUACUGCCAAGUCUGUAUGGAACCCGAAUUAGGAGAAAUGUACAUGAACGAUAAGGAAAAAUUCGAAGAAGUGGCAAGGUUAUGGACUUGGAAAUAUGCUAUACAUGACGUUAUUACACCUUAUUAGAUUUUAUUCAUUGAUGUUUUAUUUUUUAGUCGAAAAUAUAAAUUUUAUUAUAGAAUUUACUUCAAAUUCAAUGGCCUACAAAUCUCCAUAAGCCUUGAAAUUUGUUUACCUGUAAUACACUGAAAAAAAAUUUAUUCGAUUCAAAUAAUCGGUUACUUGACUAUUAUCAAAUAAAUAUUUGCUUGAACCAAAUAAUUUUUAUUUGAAUUAAAUAAACUGUAUUUGAGCCAUUAAUUUUUGUAUUUGAAACAAAUACCAUUUAAUUCACGCAAAUAAUAAUUAUUUAAUAAUAGUCAACUAAUCGAUUAUUUGAAUCAAAUAAAUUUUUUUUCAGUAUAAAAUGUCCUGGAAUAUUCGUCACGGUCUUGGAAUGUUUUUUUUAGUUAAGAAACUGACGAUUAGUUAAAUUUCCAGUACAUCAAAAUGCGUUAAUUUUUUAUUAAGAACAAGACUUAUGAUUUUUUUUAUAUAUUAUUAUUAAAGUUAUAAAAAACUAAAAAAAUCUCUAGUUAUAGUACUAAAUGUCUAAAACAUGAAUUGCACUUUUUUUCUAAUAUGAACGUAAAAUGCAAAUGAAUCUAAAUUCGAAAUUUGUAAUUCGUUAAAAAUUCCUUUUUUAUAUUCUUAAAAAAGUUUUCUUUUAUUUCAUUUUCUACUUACACUUUAUUACUAUUCUAUGUGCGAUAUUAAAAAAAGGAAAAUUUGUUAGUAGACAUAGGACAUGAAGUUUAGAAACGAAUAUUUUAUUUAAAUAAAUUUAUUUUGUAUAUUCUAAACUUAUACAAUCAGGCUGUACAGUACGUUUAUUAAAAUGUGUUUUUUU
Messenger RNA from Leptopilina boulardi, 2487 nucleotides. RefSeq lists its product as uncharacterized. Bases 126 to 1664 code for a protein of 512 amino acids. NCBI's taxonomy places the organism in Eukaryota, Metazoa, Arthropoda, Insecta, Hymenoptera, Figitidae. The record is from RefSeq and is a predicted model, not a curated record. The transcript is spliced from 5 exons. Gene Ontology annotation, molecular function: protein binding.